AUGUUUGGUUCAGGAGAUUAUUUCGGCUUCAGAGGCCAAAAGCUGAACGUCGCCAUUACAGUGAUUUCUGGACUGGAUUUCGCUCUUUUUGGUUACGACCAGGGUGUCAUGGGAGGAUUGUUAACUCUUCCAUCUUUCGUCUCAACAUUUCCAGAAAUCGAUACUCUUCGCGAUACGUCCAAUUACACAUCCACCAUUCAAGGCAUAUCAGUAUCGAGCUACAAUCUUGGUUGUUUCCUUGGAGCUAUUGUCACCAUCUUCAUUGGAGAUGUUCUCGGCCGACGUCGCAUGAUAUUCCUUGGCUCUGCAAUCAUGAUCGUUGGAGCUGUCCUUCAGACAUGUGCUUUUAGUCUCGGCCAACUGAUUGCUGGACGUGUUAUUACUGGUGUGGGAAAUGGCAUGAAUACAAGUACAGUUCCUACAUGGGCUUCUGAAACAUCCGAGUCUCAUGCGAGAGGAAGAAUGGUCAUGUUCCAAGGUGCCAUGAUUACAGGUGGUAUUGCCUUGUCAUAUUGGCUUGAUUUCGGAUUAUCUUUUGUGGAGCAAAAUUCAGUAUCUUGGAGGUUCCCAAUUGCUUUUCAAAUUUUGCCGGCGGUUCUAAUACUUAUGUUUAUUCUUCAGCUUCCAGAAUCCCCUCGUUGGCUUGUUUUGAGGAAUCAAGAAGCUGAGGCUAAAAAAGUCCUCUCAGCACUUGCAGAUCUUCCUGAAGAUAAUGAAGGUGUUUGCAAAACUUUCAGUAUGAUCAAAGAUCAAGUGGCCGAAGCAGCCAAUUCCGGCUACCGUGAUCUAUUUACCAUGGGCCCAGAGCGUAACUUCCAUCGUGUUGUGCUCGCAUAUACUAUUCAAGUAUUUCAACAAAUCUCUGGUAUUAAUCUCAUAACCUACUAUGCGGCUACGAUUUUCGAAAAGUAUAUCGGUCUCGAUGGCCGAACUUCCCGUAUUCUAGCAGCAGCAAACGGAUCGGCAUACUUCAUUGCUUCCUUCAUUGCUCCCUUCACAAUUGAAAAACUAGGUCGUCGUAAAUCCAUGUUAUGGGGCUCAGUGGGCAUGGUAGCAAGUAUGGUCAUUCUCGCGAUCAUGAAUUACCUUUCCGAAAACAGCGUUGGCGGUUCAAAGCCUGGUGUUGUCUCGGCCGUGUUCCUCUUCGUCUUCAACACUUUCUUUGCAGGUGGAUGGCUCGCAGUCCCUUGGUUAUACCCAGCUGAAAUUGUUCCUCUCAAAAUCCGUGCACCGGCAAAUGGCCUCUCUACAUCGGCCAACUGGAUUUUCAAUUUCAUGGUUGUGAUGAUCACCCCUGUUGCAUUCAAUUCGAUUGGUUACAAAACCUACAUUAUUUUUGCAGUCAUCAACUUUUUCAUGAUGCCAGUUAUCUUACUAUUUUAUCCAGAGACUGCAUAUAGAAACUUGGAGGAAAUUGAUUCGAUAUUUCUCGAAUCAAAGACUUGGCUCGGUACUGUUAAAGCUGCGAACCGUCUGCAGCUACAGUUUGGAAAGCGUGGAGAUCUGUCAGUUGGUCGGGAGAAGGCGUUUUCGCUCUCACAAGUUAAUGGAGCGGGAGGAGCGGGAGGAACGAAGGAAAUUGGAAGUGGCAAUGGAUCAGUGGUGCAUGAAGAGAAUGUUGCUUCGAGGAGUACGAGUGGAGAAAAUAUGGCAUGA
Molecule: messenger RNA, 1656 nt
Organism: Sclerotinia sclerotiorum 1980 UF-70
Lineage: Eukaryota; Fungi; Ascomycota; Leotiomycetes; Helotiales; Sclerotiniaceae
Exons: 4
Coding region: 1-1656 (551 amino acids)
Biological process (GO): carbohydrate transport; transmembrane transport
Cellular component (GO): membrane
Molecular function (GO): carbohydrate:proton symporter activity
Source: RefSeq, a predicted model, not a curated record